AUGCGUGCCCUCAAGGGCACUGUAGGCCUAGUAUCCUGGAUUGCUCUCGUGGUUACUUCCUCCAGAUCUGCAGAUUUCUGUGGCGAGUCUGGUGAGUCUUCCUUGCUGCAACUCUCACCAAAGCAGGCAUGCACACCGAUCGCAUACCUGAAAACGCACAAGACUGGAAGCUCCACUAUGCAGAGCAUCCUCCUGCGCUUGGCCGUUCGACGUCGCAUGGAGAUAUUCUGGCCUGACUGCUCCGGUGAUUUCAAUUAUCCCAGUCACUUCCCCGGUCCCAUGGCAGAGAAAGUUCCAGCGAAUCACCAGUUCGACAUGAUCUUGCACCAUGCUGUCUUGAACGUCUCAGCCUUUCGAUCCUACCUGAAACCCUCUGCCUUCUUUGUGACGGUGCUCCGAGAGCCUGUGAGCCAGAUGACCAGCGUUUUCAACUGGUACCGGAGAUUCUACAACUGGGCCUCGCUGGAUGAGUUCAUCGACUAUCUCGCAACGAGUCCUGAGGAGCAGCAGAGGCCCCGGCGCAUAGGUCGCCACCUGGGGAUCGCCCGUAACUUCCAGGCCCGGGACUUGGGCUUCUACGAAUCCGGGGGUCGGGCCAACUCCACUGACGCAGAGGUGGCUUCCUGGAUCAAGUCCCUGUCUGAUGUUUUUUCCUAUCCGUCGACGGGGCUCGUGGUGAUCAAGGAGCGCUACGAUGAGGGCUUGAUCUUGUUACAGCAGGCACUCAGAGUAGACCUUGAAGAUGUUUCCUACAUGGCCAUGCGUGUGCAAGAUGCAAGCAGCACCAAGUACGAAGAGCCCACAGCUCGUCAGUCCAGGCGAAUUCGGGAUUUGGCCAACAUCGACGCACAAGUUUAUGAUCACUUCAGGCAAACUUUCGAGGCACUUUGGGAGGACAGAAGGGGCUCCGCCAAGCUAGACGAUAGCAUCGGAGAGCUGCGGCAGGUCAAUGAUAACCUUACGACGUCCUGCAGAGAAAGCAAUGGCUCCCAUUGCGAGCUUUUCGUCGAAGACCUCCCUGAGCUCAGAAACAUGGUGAGGCAGAAGCUUGGAUUGGAAACAUGUGCGCGACCAGGCAAGGUUCAUGCGCAGGACCACGAGUACAUGCUGUCAGCGCUUUGA
Molecule: messenger RNA, 1122 nt
Organism: Symbiodinium necroappetens
Lineage: Eukaryota; Dinophyceae; Suessiales; Symbiodiniaceae
Source: the annotation of a GenBank genome assembly